Molecule: messenger RNA, 3104 nt
Organism: Alosa alosa (allis shad)
Lineage: Eukaryota; Metazoa; Chordata; Actinopteri; Clupeiformes; Clupeidae
Gene: slc20a1a
Product: solute carrier family 20 member 1a
Exons: 10
Coding region: 345-2297 (650 amino acids)
Biological process (GO): phosphate ion transmembrane transport
Cellular component (GO): membrane
Molecular function (GO): phosphate transmembrane transporter activity
Source: RefSeq, a predicted model, not a curated record
ACCCACUAUACGCAGAUAGCAAUUGGCAUCGUCCCAUUUCCUUUCCCCUCCACACCACAAGAAAGGAACAGGACAGAGUGUUUAUUUAGUCUCCCUUUUACCUGAAAAAGUCUAUUUAUUUAGCACACCGCACACACACCACUUACCUCAGAUUUUCUUUCAGAAGAAGAACGUAAGCUAUUUACAAACUGACAUCUAUUUAAUAUUUAACUUUAGAUUACUAUAGAUUAUUUAAAAAAUAAAUUUAAAUCACCAGCACAAGAGAUUAUUUAAAAAGAAAUUUAAGUCACCUGCACAAGAGAUUAUUUAAAAAGAAGAAAAUAAAAGUCCAAAUAACUGCAGAAAUGGAAUCUACAACACUAGCUGCUCUGGCAACCACGGCAACCUUUACAAUUGCCACGGCGACAGACAUGUCCGGCUACAUGUGGCUGCUGAUUCUUGGCUUCGUCAUUGCCUUCAUCCUGGCAUUCUCGGUGGGUGCCAACGACGUGGCCAACUCCUUCGGCACCGCAGUGGGGUCAGGGGUGGUGACCCUUCGGCAGGCCUGUGUGCUGGCCACUAUAUUUGAGACGGUGGGCUCCAUACUCCUUGGGGCAAAGGUCAGCGAGACUAUCCGCAGCGGCAUCAUCGACCCGCGUAUGUACAAUGGCUCAGAGGCCACGCUCAUGGCUGGGUCUAUCAGCGCCAUGUUCGGCUCUGCUGUGUGGCAGCUGGUGGCUUCCUUCCUGAAGCUGCCCAUCUCUGGAACGCAUUGCAUUGUGGGAGCGACCAUCGGCUUCUCCAUGGUGGCCAAGGGUCCCAUGGGUGUAAAGUGGCUGGAGCUGCUCCGCAUUGUUGCCUCCUGGUUUCUGUCCCCCCUGCUGUCUGGCAUCAUGUCUGCUGUGCUCUUCUACUUUGUGCGCAAGUUCAUCUUGAAUAAGGAGGAUCCCGUCCCCAACGGCUUGCGAGCUCUUCCUGUCUUCUAUGGCAUCACCAUGGGAAUCAACCUCUUCUCCAUCAUGUUUACUGGAGCCCCAAUGCUGGGCUUUGACCGAGUGCCCUGGUGGGGGACGAUACUCAUCUCUCUGGGUUUUGCGGUGAUCACCGUUAUCUUCGUCUGGGUGGUGGUGUGCCCGCGCCUCAAGAGGAAGAUCAAACGCGAAAUGGGCGUGAACCCGUGCGAGACCGCUCUGAUGGACACCCCCCCCAAACCCAGCGCAGACAGUGAGCCUGCGACCAUCACGAGUCCUCAGGAGUACACCCCUGUCCCCCAGACCCCCCCCGCCGAGAACGGCAGGGUGGCCUUCAACAUCGGGGGCUCUGACGACGCCGAUCUGGACAGUAAAGAGUUUGACACCAAAGACCUGGAAACCAACGCUCUGAACGGUCACAACGGCGGCCCCAUGCCGGUCCCCGAGCUGACCACCGGUCAGCACCACACAGUUCAUAAGGACUCUGGCCUCUACAAGGACCUGCUGCACAAGCUGCACAUCGCCAAGGUGGGUGACUGCAUGUGGGAGACCACCGACAAACCCAUCCGCCGUAACAACAGCUACACCUCCUACACCAUGGCCAUCUACGGCAUCCACGGAGGCUCAAAAGACGCCGACGGCCGCUCGGACGACGGCAGCAGCAGCGGGAGACGCGUCCGCAUGGACAGCUACAACAGCUACUGCACGGCGGUGGCAGACGGAGGGACAGAGGGAGACGCAGAGGGGGCGGGGCCUGUGGCGGUGGAGGUGUUGGACGAGGCUAGCAGGGAGGGCCCGCUGGAGGAGGAGGAAGUGGACGAGCUGGAGCUGGAUCGGCCGGAGGUGUUCCACCUCUUCCAGUUCCUGCAGAUCCUCACCGCCUGCUUUGGCUCUUUUGCCCAUGGAGGAAAUGAUGUUAGUAAUGCGAUCGGCCCCCUGGUGGCGCUGUGGCUGGUGUAUGACAGCGGCUCGGUGGUGUCCAAAGCCCCCACUCCCAUCUGGCUGCUCCUCUAUGGGGGAGUGGGCAUCUGCGUCGGACUCUGGAUCUGGGGCCGCAGAGUCAUCCAGACUAUGGGCAAAGACCUCACCCCCAUCACCCCCUCCAGCGGCUUCAGCAUCGAGCUUUCCUCAGCCAUGACUGUCGUCGUAGCGUCCAACAUCGGACUUCCUGUCAGCACCACCCACUGCAAGGUGGGCUCCGUCGUAGCAGUUGGCUGGUUGCGUUCUCGUAAGGCUGUCGACUGGCGUCUGUUCCGGAACAUCUUCAUCGCCUGGUUUGUGACGGUGCCCAUAUCUGGACUCAUCAGUGCAGCUAUAAUGGCACUGUUCACCUACGUCAUCAUCUGAGGCUCCCAUAAUGCAACAGCACCAGUAUACAGUACACCUGCCUAUGGACCUGCUCACCCACGUCAUCAUCUGAAGCACCCAUAAUGCAACAGCACCCACACAGAGAUGCCUAUGGACCUGCUCACCCACGUCAUCAUCUGAAGUUCCCGCCAGAGGUGGAACUCUGCACCUAAACAGUGCUGCUAUCAUGGCUCUGCAACAGAAACCAAAUGGUGCGGCCAUCUUAACUGUUACUCUGAAUCUCCAAUGAUGCUUCAGGACCAAACCCACAGCUCUAUGAUGCUGCAUUCACACAUAGUCAUUCCUUGGCCCUUAUUGGUCCAAUAUCAGUGUACGUGUUUCACAUAGUCAUUCCCUGGCCCUCAUUGGUCCAAUAUCAGUGUACGUGUUUCACAUAGUCAUUCCCUGGCCCUCAUUGGUCCAAUAUCAGUGUACGUGUUUCACAUAGUCAUUCCUUGGCCCUUAUUGGUCCAUUAUCAGUGUAUGUGUUUCACAUAGUCAUUCUCUGGCCCUCAUUGGUUCAUUAUCAGUGUACGUGUUUCACAUAGUCAUUCCUUGGCCCUCACUGGUCCAUUAUCAGUGUAUGUGUUUUACAUAGUCAUUCUCUGGCCCUCAUUGUUCCAUUAUCAGUGUAUGUGUUUCUAUGUUUCAAACAUAGGUGUCCUGUCCAUCUGCAUACGUUUGGUAUCUGCACUGUAAAUAGACAAGUGAGCAGCAGACACCAUAUGAGUCUCUCUAUGUUAAAGGGAUAUUCCACCAUUUGGGGAAAUGCACUCAUUUUCCACCUCCCCUCGAGUUAAACAAUUG